AUGAACUCUCCGAUAGCUCCCAUCCUCCUCGAGCCUCACCUCGGCGAACUUCCUGGAAGUUCGCGAAGGAUUUCUCGCAACGAUGCAGCUACCGGAGCAUCUGCCGCCGGCGUUCGCGCUCUCAGUGCACAGAUGGUGGCCUUUUACUUCAGAGCACCGAUCAAAGCUUUCUUUCGUAUGCGUGUUGAUUAUAUGGCAUUUGCGAGAGCUGUGAACCCACGUGUCGCCGAAGGCAAAUGGUCUCUGCAUACGACAACCCCGGGAUUAUUGCUCCACGCCGUUCGGACAUAUGGCUGGCGGUUUAUCCCGAACCAAGUGCUUCCACCAUUGAUGGCAAAUGCAGGGGUUGGUGCCGUUCUCUACACGUCCUAUCUCCAAGUUUUGGGGGCCCUACAUGAACCUGUGUCCCAAGGGGUGAAGCGAGUAUGGCCCCCGGCUCCUCCAUCUGCAACAUUCGCAGCUGGAUUCAUAGCCGGCACAAUUCAGUCGAUUGUAGCCGCCCCUCUGGAUGCCUUACAAGUUCGCUUUCAAACCAAUGACAUGCUGGAGGGUCAGUACCGGAGUAUGUGGCAUUAUGGUCACCAUAAGCUCAAACAGAUUGGUCUCCGUGGGGUCUUUGCGGGCUGGAGCCUGUCGUUCAUGCGGGAUUCACUCGGCUAUGCUGUGUUCUUCUCCACGUUCGAAUACAUCAAGUCACAGUCCUACUAUUCAUUCGUCACUUGGUACUAUGGCUCCCUGCAAGUCGAUCAUGUGGGCAUGCUUUCAUCGUCCAGGUCUAGUGAUCGUGGUGUGCCACUCAUCAAGCCCCACUAUGCAUUGGAGCCAUGUUUCCUGCUGAUGGCCGGUGUUGUGGCAUCGGUCGCUCAGCAAACCAUUCAGCAUCCUAUAAGUAGGAUUCAAGACCUUCACCUUGGUCGUCUGGAAUAUCUGGAUCACCAGGCCAGCUUCAUACCCUCGCGACAGAAGAUGAUACAAUUCUACUACCAUGCCUAUCAAGAGACCUUCAAGAGGUGCGAGCGGAAGGUUGCGCGGGCCGGGGGCUGGCGCUCCUGGUUGUUCCGUGGAUUUGUCGGGAGCUCUCUUCGCCAAUCCAUACCCUCUGAUUCUCGCUCGAUCCAUUCGGCCAAAUUAUUGGAGUCUAACGAGAAGGGUAAUCGACGGUCUUCCCAUUCGUCUGCUCGCUCGGUCGGGUCUGACGUCUCCAUCUGGUCAGAUACCGGUGACCUCGCCGAGCAGUUCGCUGAGGCUGAAGAUCCGCUACAGAUUCACCUUCUCAAUUCCUCAGACUGCCGGCUCUUGCGUCAAAAAGAGCGAAGGGAGCAGCCCAAACACGUCCGCUACCCUUCAAACUUGAACAACGAGCGUUCUGGCGUCGAUAUUGAAAAGAUCAAAAUACCAGCCCCUCCCCCGCGACAUAUUUCGAGAGUUGAACGCGUGCUGGCCGCCAUAAUGACACCCAGAGAUGGACCAAACACCCAGAUGCACGGCUUAGUCGGAAAACCAUUACUUUACUUCACGAGUGUGUUUGUAUCACUGGGUGUCUUUCUCUUUGGCUAUGACCAGGGUGUAAUGUCUGGGAUCAUAACUGGCUGGUACUUCAAAGAUUACUUCAACCAGCCUUCUCGGGCUACAAUUGGCACUGUGGUUGCAGUUCUCGAAAUUGGUGCAUUCAUAUCCUCGCUCCUUGUGGGUCGUAUCGGUGAUGUGAUCGGCCGUCGAAGGACUAUACUCUAUGGCUCCAUUGUGUUCUUUGUUGGCGGUGCUUUUCAAACAUUUUCCACGGGUAUACCCAUGAUGAUGGUCGGUCGUGUGAUUGCCGGUCUAGGCGUUGGUGCCCUCUCUACUAUCGUGCCAGUUUACCAGUCUGAAAUAUCGCCUCCCCACAACCGUGGGAAGCUUGCAUGCAUCGAAUUCACCGGCAAUAUUGCUGGGUAUGCGACUAGUGUGUGGGUAGACUAUUUCUGUAGCUUCAUCGAUAACGACUACUCCUGGCGCCUGCCGCUUCUUUUCCAGUGUAUCAUGGGUGCCUUACUUGGAGUUGGCAGUCUGAUGAUCUGUGAAUCACCUAGGUGGCUUCUUGAUAAUGACCACGACGAGGAGGGUAUGGUGGUGAUCGCAAAUCUUUAUGGCGAAGGCGAUCUCCUCAAUGACAAGGCCCGUCAAGAAUAUCGUGAGAUCAAGAUGAAUGUCCUUGUCCAGCGACAAGAGGGUGAGCGAUCCUACUCGGACAUGUUCCGCCGGUAUCGCAAACGUGUUUUGAUUGCUAUGUCGGCCCAAGCUUUAGCUCAACUCAACGGGAUCAACGUAAUCUCAUACUAUGCGCCUCUAGUGUUUGAAUCGGCCGGUUGGGCUGGACGGGAUGCCAUCCUGAUGACUGGAAUCAAUGGUAUUUCAUACUUGCUGUCUACCAUACCACCCUGGUAUCUCGUGGAUGGCUGGGGCCGGCGACCGAUUUUACUCACGGGUGCCGUUGCCAUGCUCAUUUCGCUUUCUCUUAUCUCCUACUUUAUUUACAUCGAGAUUCCCGCCACCCCAACCCUGACGGUGAUCUUCGUUAUGCUCUAUAAUGCAGCUUUCGGGGCAUCCUGGGGCCCCAUUCCAUGGUUAUAUCCCCCAGAGAUUUUGCCUUUGAGUAUUCGUGCCAAAGGUGCAAGUUUGAGCACCGCUUCAAAUUGGGCAUUCAAUUGGCUCGUGGGCGAGGUAACACCUGUUCUUCAAGAAGUUAUCAAGUGGCGGCUAUACUUGGUCCAUGCAUUCUUUUGUGCAUGCAGUUUUGUGCUUGUCUAUUUUUUGUACCCCGAAACGAGUGGGGUUCGCCUCGAAGAUAUGAACGUUCUUUUUGGCGAUGCUUCCACUGCCAUGCCAACACCCGCCACCCAAGGCGAACGGGGGUCGCUAAUGGGUGCUGGUUCACCCGUCCCAUCGCUCGACCUGCGUCGGCAGUAUGGUCAAUUUGGGGCAGAUAAUUCCAUCCCUGGCCUAGAUAUUGAUCCGCCGACUUCAAGCCACGAGGGAACUAGCAAACGCGGACGCUCAAAUUCUCACCAGGGCAGUGUCCGCGGCGAAGGAAUUGGUGGCUGGAUCUCAAACAUGGUCAGUCGAAACCGAGGAGCGGGCGCCGGUGCUACCAGCAGUCAAUAUAGACGUUUGGAGCAAGGAGAAGGCGAAUGA
This is a messenger RNA of Penicillium roqueforti, 3171 nucleotides long. Its product is annotated as putative MFS monosaccharide transporter. Bases 1 to 3171 code for a protein of 1056 amino acids. Gene Ontology annotation, cellular component: membrane. The transcript is spliced from 11 exons. Gene Ontology annotation, molecular function: carbohydrate:proton symporter activity. The record is from RefSeq and is a predicted model, not a curated record. Lineage: Eukaryota; Fungi; Ascomycota; Eurotiomycetes; Eurotiales; Aspergillaceae. Gene Ontology annotation, biological process: carbohydrate transport; transmembrane transport.